This is a messenger RNA of Papaver somniferum (opium poppy), 618 nucleotides long. RefSeq lists its product as uncharacterized. NCBI's taxonomy places the organism in Eukaryota, Viridiplantae, Streptophyta, Magnoliopsida, Ranunculales, Papaveraceae. Gene Ontology annotation, molecular function: RNA-DNA hybrid ribonuclease activity; nucleic acid binding. The record is from RefSeq and is a predicted model, not a curated record. Bases 1 to 618 code for a protein of 205 amino acids. The transcript has a single exon.
AUGAAAUUAGUGAAUGAGGGUGCAUUGAGAAUUACUGGUACCAAGUGGAAUCAAAAUUAUGAUAAUGAGAUAAUUGAAAAGUUUCAGUUGGGUCUUAGACAUUCCAGGUUCCAAUAUAUUAAAAUAUAUCAUUGGUUACCACCUGAACAAGACUUUGUAAUGUUUUGUUGUGAUGGAUCAUCAUUUGGAAAUCCUGGGUCUACAGGAUUUGGUGUUGUUGUCAGAGAUUCGGCUUGUCAGGUGUUGGGUACCCUCUUCGGAGGUAUUGGUGUUGCUUCAAAUUAUCUAGCUGAAUCUUAUGGUAUUAUGUGUGCAUUGGAGAUGGCAAUUCAAUGGAGUAUGCAGAAGAUAAUUAUUGUGUCAGAUUCAAAAUCUGUUCUUGCAGAAUUUGCUCAGGGGAGAGUUUCAUGGUUUCUAAAAGGUAGAUGGCAUAUGGCUACAAGGAAGCUCAAACAGAUAAAGUAUCAGCAUUGUUACAGUGAGGUUAAAUUUUCAGCAGAUUGUAUGGCAAAGAAGGGAGCAUUAUUAGUUGCAGGUGAAAGACAAAUCCAUAUGGGAAGACCUCAGUGUUUGCCAAGAGUUGAAAUACCAAAUGUUGAAUACUUUAGAUUUGGUUGA